GAGAAAGUUUCCUUAGACUAGAGAGUAGAGAGACACAUUAUUACAUUCCAUUUUAUUUAUUUUAUUUAAAAAAAAAAAAAUCUAUUUAGCAGUGUGGACUUGACUUUUGUUGGUUUCAGCACACGGUGGGUAGGAAGUAGGAACUCAAAGAAGUGGAUGAUGAAGGAAGAGCCAACAGAAGAAUUUACAUCAAUCCACCAACUUUGAUUUUUCUCAAGAUGUCGAAUCCUGCAGGUAUUCUCAAAGUUGUGGUAGUGCAAGGCAAGAGGUUGGUUGUUAGGGACUUCAAAACCAGUGACCCUUAUGUCAAAUUCAAGCUUGGUGAUCAGGUUGCAAAGACUAAGGUUAUUAACAGCUGCCUAAACCCUGUUUGGAAUGAAGAGCUUACCUUUUCCCUCACAGAUUCUGUUGGAACUCUCAAUUUGGAAGUGUUUGACAAAGAUCGGUUCAAGGCAGAUGACAAGAUGGGAUAUGCUCAUGUAAAUAUACAACCACUUGUAUCAGCAGCAAGACUAAAGCAGAUCCUGAAGGUUUCUUCAGGGGAAACAACUUUGAGAAAGGUGAUCCCGGACAGUGAUAACUGUCUUGUGAGAGAGAGUUGUAUUAAUUGUGUGGAUGGUGAAAUUGUUCAAGAGCUAUGGUUAAGGCUAUGUGGGGUUGAAUCUGGAGAAAUUGAAUUGAAACUCAAGUUAGAAAAUCCUAACCCGGAUUCCCUCUCUAGCUAGAACUUUGAUGUAUGGUGUUGGGUUUUUGUUUGAAUGGUCAUAAUUGCUGAGCUAGGAGCCUAGGAGUAGUGAUUGUUACAUGAUUAGUGAGGGAGCUGUAAUAUUAAAUUAUUGUAUGCUAGAGUAUAAGAACAAGCUUGUAGUUGUAGUGGGUCGUGUGAUUUACAAUUUAGGUAAAUGGAGAAGUGAAGGGGUCUGCUGGAAAAAGUUGAUCAAAACAUGUACGCUGUGCAUCAGUGUAUGUUUGUGAUAAGCUGUGAGUUCGUAGCUAAGGUUUCUUUGUUGCUGUUAUAUUGCAUGAAGUCGUCCUACAUUAAGGCCCUUCCACAGUCCUCCGAUCCUCCCCAUGUGUAAUAGUUAACGUCAUGAGCUUGUGAGAGGAUAUAAAUUAUAAAUUGGGUG
This is a messenger RNA of Chenopodium quinoa (quinoa), 1127 nucleotides long. RefSeq names its product protein C2-DOMAIN ABA-RELATED 11-like. The coding region runs from base 219 to 725 and encodes 168 amino acids. Lineage: Eukaryota; Viridiplantae; Streptophyta; Magnoliopsida; Caryophyllales; Amaranthaceae. The transcript has 5 exons. The record is from RefSeq and is a predicted model, not a curated record.